Messenger RNA from Penicillium bovifimosum, 1470 nucleotides. Its product is annotated as putative transcription factor Rap1. Gene Ontology annotation, molecular function: telomeric repeat DNA binding. The record is from RefSeq and is a predicted model, not a curated record. Gene Ontology annotation, cellular component: shelterin complex. Bases 1 to 1470 code for a protein of 489 amino acids. Gene Ontology annotation, biological process: regulation of DNA-templated transcription; telomere maintenance via telomere lengthening. NCBI's taxonomy places the organism in Eukaryota, Fungi, Ascomycota, Eurotiomycetes, Eurotiales, Aspergillaceae. The transcript is spliced from 4 exons.
AUGAAUCUUUUUCAGGGGGCACGAUUUUGGCUCUCUAUGACUGUACCACAGAGAUUGAGAUUUAAAAACCUGAUCAAAGAAUAUGGGGGCGAGGUCGUGCUCAUGGAGAGGGAUGCUGAUGUGAAGUUGGUAGAUCACAGGAGGAAAGACCUUCCUAGAGAUACAUUUUCCUAUCAAUACGUGGAGCGUUCAAUCAAUAAUGGACGGCUGGAAGAUCUCGAAGCCUACAGAGUUGGGCCAUCCGGGCAACGUCCAAUGGGAGCAACAAAUAUCGCAACGAAAAGCACAAGGUCAUUUUUCACCCUGGAAGAGGAUCAAAUUUUGCAUGACUGGGUUGCGCACUUUCAACAGGAGCCAAAUGCGCCUGUUCAAGGAAAUACCAUCUACCGGGAAUUAGCUGAAUUGUUUCCCCAACAUCCAUGGCAAUCCUGGCGCAGUAGGUAUAUAAGGCAUCUUUGGGACAAGCCCCGUCCUGGACCUGGCAGCCCAUUAUCAUUUGAAGAGAUAAUACGACGUGCACCAUCCCAACGAGACAGCCGCCCCAAGACAUUACCUACUCGCACUUCAUCGACAAAUCCUGCAGCAAGGCCUAGCAGCUCCAGAAUCCCUCAUGCAGGUUUGCCUGCUCCGGCCCAGGCCACUGCCGCAAACAAUUCGGAACGAGUUCAGGUCUUAGCCCCUAAAUCGCCGGCACAGCAGCAGAAUAUUUCACCAUUGAAAAGGAGAGCAGUCGAUGACCCCGCAACUGCGGGUCCUUCCUCACGCCGUCCCCGGCAUGAAAGCCCCGAAUUUCGACCAGAGUCACCACGCAUGACAGCCGUACAAACCGCUGUUACACAUCCAAAGAGCAGCUCUUCACAUAUCCCAUCAGCAACUACCAGACCGCUCACAGGGCUAGGAGUUCCAGAGCUCUUCCCAACCUCAGAUCCUUCUGCACAAACCCCUCGCCGCAUCAGCCGCGAAGCUCCACCUCACCCGGCAAACGCAACCGAACAAGCAGCACGCCCAGCACCACCGCGGCCAUUGGGGGACAAUGCUUUUGCCCAGUCUGGCCGGUUCAAACAAAAACCGAAGCCCAGGCCAUCGGUCAAAGAUGUCUUCCAAGACCCAGUGGACCCCGUUUUCCUAGAACUUCCAUUCCUGCCACCCAGUCCAGUACAAGAAGUGACUGACAUCGAGACUUGGAUUGAUCAAAGAGUGGCCCGGGGUGCCAAAGAGUACCACGUGCUCAACGCUCUGCAUUGCGCAAGCAUGGACCCAGAGAGGGCUGACAAGGUCCUGAAAUAUCUCACUGCUGGGAAGGGUGUUCCAAAUGAUAUGCCUGGGGUCUGGACGGCUGAGGAUGACGAGUGUGUACAGGCAAUGGAACAUUCGCGCGUGGAGCGAGUGUUGACGAAGCACGGAGCACAAGCGUACCAGGAGCGGUGGGAAUUUCUCAACAUGGCCCGGGAGAAUGGGCUCAUCGAAUGA